GGGAAUAGUACAUGAUCUGCAGAACGAUCUCAGAGAGUCAUUUCCUUCGAAGACGUAAACAAUCUCAACGUCAUCCCCAGUGAUUACAAAAGAGUAUGUAGGGCAGACAACCCUUAAAAUAAGAGGAUGCGAAGCAGUCUCAUGCGUGCAGCAAAGCCUUUUGUAUUGAAGCUUUUCCUUUCGAACAAAUACACGUACGCUCAGGUCAUUCGCAGAGCAGAUGGCAACGUUUUAGCGGCAGCGUCCACCAUUGAAAAGGAUCUUCGAAAGGAUCUCCCUUCUACCUCAGAUAAACCUGCUUCAGCGCUUGUUGGAAAGCUCCUUGCAGAGAGGGCACAGCAAGCUGGCAUCAGCGCCGUGCAUUGGGAGCGCAAGUACGGACAGAAGUACCAUGGCAAAGUGAAGGAGCUCCUUGCGAGCAUGCAGGAGGCCGGCCUGCCUUUGAACUGAACAGGGCACAACUAAAUCUGAUGGCAAGCGAAUAGCACUGAAAUUUGAACACGUGCACCCCGCCAGAACAAGGAGCAAUAUCGUGCUGGAUGCUGUCCGCGUUGCAGGCUGAGACUCUGUGCGCCACAGUGUCACAGGCUGGACUAGUUGAGGUGUAAAGGCUGUGCUGCAGCCCUCGAACAUAUUGCUCCUGUGGGCGGGUCAAUCCAGCCAGUGUGUGCAAGGGGUCAAUGGCUGUGGCUCAUACUGUGGAAAGAACCUGAGGUCACAUUCAGCGUGGGCGAGUUGGAACGCAGAUUAUCCAUUAGAGCCACAUUAUUUGUGAGUUUUUGACUUGAGAGAUGUAUGCCAAAUAUCAUUUGACAUGCUCCAAGACUGUAGCUACUGUGCAUGCAAAAGAAUUUCAUCCCAGGCAGCUGUGCGCAUGUCAUGUGUACAGUGUACCUGACUCAGCAGCAGCUGCAGUGCACGCUGUAAAGCCAAGUGUUGAUC
This is a messenger RNA of Coccomyxa subellipsoidea C-169, 942 nucleotides long. Its product is annotated as translational machinery component. Gene Ontology annotation, cellular component: ribosome. The coding region runs from base 127 to 450 and encodes 107 amino acids. Gene Ontology annotation, biological process: translation. NCBI's taxonomy places the organism in Eukaryota, Viridiplantae, Chlorophyta, Trebouxiophyceae, Coccomyxaceae. The transcript has 2 exons. The record is from RefSeq and is a predicted model, not a curated record. Gene Ontology annotation, molecular function: 5S rRNA binding; structural constituent of ribosome.